Linum trigynum is the source of this 3989-nucleotide messenger RNA. The record is from the annotation of a GenBank genome assembly. Lineage: Eukaryota; Viridiplantae; Streptophyta; Magnoliopsida; Malpighiales; Linaceae.
GUCUAAAUACAUUAACACCAUGCUGCACAAAUUUAAUCUUUUUAAUGUCAAUUCCAGCCCAACUCCAAUGGCUGUGAAUCUUAAAUUAGACAAGGAUGACAGUGGAGUACCAGUAGAUGAAAAAUUAUAUAGGGGAAUGAUUGGUUCCCUCCUUUAUUUGACUGCUAGUCGGCCUGAUAUCCAGUAUAGUGUAUGCUUAUGUGCUCGAUUUCAGGCUGCACCCAAAGCUAGUCACUUGGCUACAGUUAAACGUAUAUUUCGAUACUUAAAGGGAACUGUCAAUGUAGGUCUCUGGUAUCCUAAACAAACUUGCUUUGAUCUGAUUGGUUAUAGCGACUCAGACUUCGCUGGAAGUCUUACUGAUCGCAAGAGCACAAGUGGCUCCUGUCAAUUUGUUGGUUCAUCACUUGUCUCUUGGUCAUGUAAGAAACAAGGGGCAGUUGCCCUCUCCACUGCCGAGGCUGAAUACAUAGCAGCUGGAGGGUGUUGUACUCAACUUCUUUGGCUCAAAUAUCAACUAGGUGAUUAUGGUUUAAAUGUUCCUAUCAUUCCCUUAUUUUGUGAUAACACUAGCACGAUCUGCAUGACCAAAAAUCCAGUGCAGCAUUCUCGCACUAAGCACAUUGAAAUCAAAUAUCACUUUAUUCAAGAAUUAGUUCAGAAUCAGGUCAUUGCUUUAGAUUACAUCUCCACUGAAUUUCAGUUAGCUGAUAUGUUCACUAAACCUUUAUCUAUUGAUCGAUUUACUUGUCUGUGCUAUGACAUUGGCCUACGGUCAAUUGAAAAUCUUCACGAUUUUCUUAUUAAAUGAUGCCUUGCUCUGUCUUUCCUUUUGUGUGUUGAUUCUUGAUUUAUUUAGCUUCCUUGUUUUGUUCUUGUUUCCUUUCUUUUGUCUACUGAUUUUUUGGCUUCUGCAUUUUUCUCUUCUUUGUGUCGUCUGGUCUUCCUGGCUCUUCCUUUGCCGUUCUCUAUUUAUACCCUGCUUCCUUGGCUGCUGCACUAACAAGUUGUCAGUCAUCCUUUCUUCUGCAACAAUGAAUUAUGUUUUCUCUCAAACCUACACCGGUUAUAUCUUCCCUGAGCCCAUUUCUUUCAGUCGUCAUAGGUUUGCUCUAGCUUAUGAAAAUCGUCCUAUUGCUCCUCCCAUUCAUGUUCAUCUUCCUGACUUCAUGGAUUUUGGACUUGAUGUAAGGGAGUUCAUCCAUAAUCUUGGCUGGGAUUUUCUUUUGCUAGAUCCUCCUUUUCUGAUCUGUCCUGAGCUGGUUAGCUACUUUUACUCAAAUCUCCGCUCUUUUGGCCUGCACAGUCGCUGUUUUUCAACUGUAGUUUAUGGGCAUCUCGUUACCAUUCCUGUGCCUGAGUUGGCUCGCCUUCUCGGCAUUCCUCCAGUAGGCGAAGUGUUAGCCCAUGAGUCUGAGCUUUGGCAAUAUAAUUUUAAUAUCGCGGCAGAAUUUGUUCAGCUCACUGGGAUUCAUCCUGGUCCUGCAACUUCUCUGCCUGUUGCAUCUGUCAUUCCUCGGCUUCGUGCUCUUCACUUUGUGAUCACUCGAAUUCUUCUGCCACGCACCCAAUCCUUAGAUCUCAUCCUUCCCUUAGAUUUAUGGAUCAUGGCCCAUGCUGUUAAUGGUGUUCCUUUAGACUUUUCAUACCUCCUGUUUGGAGUAUUCAUGACCUUUGCGGACUCUAGUUUUCCUGGCCCUCUUCCGCUUGGCCCCUUGGUCACUCAUUUAAUUCUUCGCCUGGGGAUUUCCAUUUCUCCUUUCCGAACGGAACAGCCUUCUUGGUUCUUCCUUAUUGACCAAGUCCUUGACGAGCUUGAGAUUGCAAACGAGGGGGAGAUGGCUGUUGCUGCUGAAGAUGCUGAUCCGGAGCCUGAGGGAGAUGCUGAUCCGGAGCCUGAGGGAGAAAGUGAUCCUGUAGAAGAAGAAGAAGAUGAUGAUUAUCAGUUUGAAGCUGCCUUCAUUUAUGGACCCACUAGACUGGUUGAUUACAGCUCCGAUGAAUCAUUUGUUGUCUGACUUAGGGGGAGUUGUGGGAGCUUUAUCUUAGGGGGAGUUGUCUUUCGGAUAUGAUUGAUUCUGUUUGGUUUGUGUAUUUGACAGUGUGGUUUUAGUUGCUCUUAGACCUUCUUCUUGUGUGUGGUGGUUGCUUAUUGUCAUGCUUUGUGCUCGAUGAGUGUUUUUGCUCUGUGCUCGAAAUGUGUUCUUUUGCAGGUACUUCUUCAUUUGCAAUCUCUGAUCUAGGGGGAGAUUGAUGGACGAGAUCAGAUAUGGCAAAAGCUAACAAGGAAAGUGACUGUAUAAGAAAAGGAAGGUGAUGAUCUUGAUCAAACGGCUAGUUAGCCUAACGGCUAAUUUGGGGCUAUAUAUAUUCUCUGUUCAUUCUUCUUUGAGUUCAACUUUUACAGAAGAGAGCAUUAGGCGGUACAGGGCUUUUUGUCUUAAAGUAAAAGGGGGUUUCUCUAGGGGUAUAGGGUCUGAGAGAAGUGGCUGAUUAUCUUUGCAGAGUUUUGGGAUUGAAACUCUGGUUGAGUUCUUGAUAUUAGAUAGAGUUCAUUUUCUUUGUAAUUGUAUCAAUUAAAGCAAAAACAAUAGUGUCUCUCGGCAGUAGUGGUGACUAUUGCCGAGACGAGGACGUAGCCAAUUUUGGGUGAACCUCGUUAAAAUCUCAGUGUUCUCUUUACCUUUCAAUUUCUGCUUCUUUCUCUUUGAAGAUUGCUGGGUUGUUUCUGUUCUGGAAAACAUACAGAGUUCUACUCUGUUCUUCAUUUCAGAAACACAAAGGGCCAAGGGCUCCAAAGCCCAUUCGUUAUUAUUAUUUCUCAACUAAUCAAACUGGGCCUAUCUUUGUCUUCGGCCCAUUUUGUUUAAAACAAGAGAAUACAUUCUCUUUACUCUGCUUGUCAUCGUCCCUGUCGACAUUCCUUCUUCCCCUUUCUUCUUUUCAGAUUCGAAACCAAAUCCCUAACUCAAGUUUGACCUUCAGUAGUAGUGCGGUUCAAAUAAUUCAUUCAUAGGCAAUGAAGAAUGUUUUAAAGAUAUGGAUGAAAGAAGUGUUUUCGGGUGGCUUUAAUGUGGAUAUUUAAAAUACAAAAACAAUGCCAACCCCACUAUCUUCUUUAUUGGGUUUGGAAAAAACCUACCAAUGAUAUAUGGUUGGGUUUCUCCGAUAAAAUUGAUUCAGAUUUUUUUGAAUGCCCAAAUUAUUUUGUCAUACCGUUUCUUUUUAUUUUUAUGUUUUUGUCCUUUGUUUGAAAAUCUUUAUUAUGGAUUUGAUUCGAUAAUUCAGCAUUGUUACAUUGUUGUUUUGUUUCUUAUUAUAGUUUGUGGAAAACGAAUUAUGCAAAUAAUUCAUUCAUAGGCAAUGAAGAAAGUUUUAAAGAUAUGGAUGAAAGAAGUGUUUUCGGGUGGCUUUAAUGUGGAUAUUUAAAAUACAAAAACAAUGCCAACCCCUUUAUCUUCUUUAUUGGAUUUGGAAAAAAACCUACCGACGAUAUAUGGUUGGAUUUCUCCGAUAAAAUUGAUUCAGAUUUUUUUGAAUGCCCAAAUUAUUUUGUCAUACCGUUUCUUUUUAUUUUUAUGUUUUUGUCCUUUGUUUGAAAAUCUUUAUUGUGAAUUUUAAUCGAUAAUUCAACAUUGUUACAUUAUUGUUUUGUUUCUUAUUAUAGUUUGUAGAAAACGAAUUAUGCAUUCUGUCAGAAUGACUUUUCCAUGUGCAUCAUUUGAAUGCUAGCUAGCUACUAGUGCAUGAUUAUAUAUUUAUUAAUUUAUUUACAAUUGGGAGUAUACUUAUUGUUAUUAAUAUUCAUAUAUAGUUAAUUAGUGUCAUCUCCCUGUUAAUGUUUGACUGUAUUAAAUAUUAAUUAAUAUCGUUUUCAGCAUUCAGACUUGUGCUUGUGUUCUCUUGGGUCCUUAUUGGUACUCCAUUCAUUGAAAUUUCAUAUUUCGUAUAGUAAAAAAGUUCGACAAGAGUAAAGAGACUAUUACUAU